Aspergillus aculeatinus CBS 121060 is the source of this 3909-nucleotide messenger RNA. RefSeq names its product putative ABC transporter. Bases 1 to 3909 code for a protein of 1302 amino acids. The record is from RefSeq and is a predicted model, not a curated record. NCBI's taxonomy places the organism in Eukaryota, Fungi, Ascomycota, Eurotiomycetes, Eurotiales, Aspergillaceae. Gene Ontology annotation, cellular component: membrane. Gene Ontology annotation, biological process: transmembrane transport. The transcript has 14 exons. Gene Ontology annotation, molecular function: ATP hydrolysis activity; ABC-type transporter activity; ATP binding.
AUGCUUUUCGUCAUUGAGCUCUGCACCUCUCGAUGUUCAGACUUCGACGGUGUGGCCAAAGACCAUUCCCCAGAGGAAAGCUGCAGCCUCAUCAGCCGGACUUUCUUUCUGUGGAUUAAUCCCAUCCUUCUUCAGGGAUACAAGAGCAUUCUCAGCCACGAAGAUGUGCCACCACUGCGCCAAGAUAUGAGCCCAGCAAAAACACGGCAUUCGAUGCUAGAAACAUGGUCUCAGCGAAUCAAACUGGAAACAAAGCGGACCCUGCCAAUGGCUCUCUACCAAUGUCUCAAAGGACCCUUUCUUGCAGCUAUUCUUCCGCGACUAUUCCUUCUUGUCUUUCGAUACUCUCAACCGAUCCUGAUAAAAGAGUCUAUCAGAUACGUUGCUUCGGGCCCUACCAUCGCUGCCAGUGGGCGUGGCGCUGGACUCAUUGUGUCUGCGGUCGCCAUCUAUAGUGGUCUAGCUAUCUCGACCGCCAUAUACCGACACCGGAUCAACCGACUGAAGCUCAUGACGAACAGUGCGCUGGUGGGUCUGAUCCACGACAGAACCAUGAAGUCGCCCAGCAUCGCGUACAACAACGGCGAGGCGACCACGCUCAUGAGCACUGACGCAGACAGUCUCGAUGGCAUUGCAGAGAUGGUCCAUGAAACAUGGGCUCAGGUUGUCGAGGUGAUGAUCGGGAUAGGGCUUCUGGCCAGCCAGGUCGGCUGGAUCUGGCCCCUUCCCCUUAUCUUCAUAUACCUCUGUUCGCACAUUAGCCGAUUCGUCGCAAAGCACCUGCAACCGCGGCAGAAGGCCUGGAAUUCAGCUACGCAGCAACGGAUAGGUGCUACCGGCUCUCUACUGAGUGCGAUGAAAGGAGUAAAGAUGCUUGGCAUCCAACAAAAUCUCACCGAUCGCAUUCAGGACUUGCGAGAGGAAGAACUACUGGCUGCCUCCAAACUGAGAUGGGUUAUGGAGGCCAAUGGGCCAACAGCCAAUGCGCUCGGGAUCUUCUCUCCAGCGAUCACCGUGGUGAUCUAUGCUCUCAUCGCGGUCGCUCGCGGGAGCACUCUGGACACUGAGACGGCAUUUACCACCAUGGCUAUCUUGAGCAUGGUCACGCAUCCAGCCAAUAUGGUGAUGACGAUCGUCCCGCGUGCGGUGGCUGCAUUCGCUGGCUUUGAAAGAAUUCAAGCCUUUCUACUGCGCGAAGACCUACCUACUAAUCGUGCGGUAUUAGCUGAAGACAACCCUGACAUGUCCUUGGGGAAUGAGGCAACUGGCGAGAUAGCACAGGCAGCCUCUGCUAUCCGAAUCACUCAACUACGCAUCGGAAAUGAGCAACCUGUAUUGGCGAACAUAGACCUCAACAUAGCCAAGAGGUCAUUCGUUAUCAUAUCCGGUGCGACUGGGAGUGGCAAGACGAGCCUCCUGCGCGCUAUCCUGGGGGAAUUGGUCCCUGCUCAUGGAUCAGUCAGUGUGUUCACAUGGCAGAUAGCUUAUUGUGCGCAGAAGCCGUGGCUACCCAACGAGACUAUCAGGAAGGUAAUCUUCGGCGCUACCGAGGUCAGGACCCCAGAUAGUGAGAAGUGGUAUCAUGAGGUCACAGAGAUGUGCUGUCUCACCCAUGACUUCGACUCCCUUCCUGAUGGAGAUCAGACCAUGUGUGGCAGUGGCGGACUUAAUCUGUCCGGUGGACAGAGACAGCGAGCCCUUGCACGCGCACUUUUUGCCAGAUGCGAUCUACUUCUCUUAGACGACACUUUCAGCGGCCUGGACGGGGAGACGGAGCAAAAGGUGUUUAAUAACAUCUUUGGACCAGACGGACUUCUCAGGACAUCGAAUGGAACUGCUGUUCUUGUCUCAAACUCAGCUCAAUAUUUCCGAUCUGCAGAUCAUAUCGUGGUUCUCGGUGAGCAUCAGAUCCUAGACCAGGGACGCUGGGAGAAUCUGAAGAUCAAAGCUGCAUCCAUCGAGAAGUUUCCAGGCACUCAACACACGCAAAACAAUGCUGUCCUGGCUGCGAAUUUCGAGAAGCUUGGCGCUCAACUGCGAGCCAAAGCCGAGACGGAGUUGGAUCUUGCGAGACAGACUGGUGACCCAGCUCUUUAUGCAUACUAUCUAGGAUUCAUCGAUGCCAUCAACCUCGCUCUGUUGAUUGCCACGAGCGCAUCGUACAGCAUCUUCAUCACCAUCCCGCAGUACUGGCUGCGAUUGUGGACCGAGUUCAAUGGCAGAAAUACCACAUUCUAUGUGUGUGGAUUUCUGUUUCUGUCGACUAUGUCGUGGAUGUCGACUAGUGUCAUGAUGGGGUACGUCUAUCUUUGCUUCGAAAACGUUGUUCCAGUGCUGAUAAUCAAAAGAAUUCUUGUGAUUCGGAUCGCACCACAGUCAGGGAAACGGCUGCAUCAGCGUCUUCUGGAUAUAGUCGCAAACGCACCUUUGUCCUACUUCUCCAAUACAGACAAUGGUUCAACCUUGAACAGAUUCAGCCAAGACCUCCAGCUCAUCGACAAGCAACUUCCCACAUCCUUCCAGACUGUCAUGACGCAGAUAUUCAAACUCCUAAUGCAAAUCACCCUCCUCUGCAUCGCCGACAAUUGGCUCGCGGUAUCCCUACCAGCGUGCGGGCUUGUUGUCUACUUCGUACAGAAAGUCUACCUCCGGACCUCACGACAACUCCGCUUGUUAGAGCUGGAAUCGCGCGCGGGCGUCUUCUCCAGCUUUCUGGAAUCAAUCGACGGGCUCGAAACCAUCCGCGCGUACGGCUGGUCCGACGCCGCCAUCCAGGAGAACAUCCAGCGCGUGGACCACGCGCAGCGGCCGGAAUACCUCCUCCUGUGUCUGCGGCGAUGGCUGAGUCUUGUUUUGGAUCUUCUGGCUGCUGCCCUGGCCACGAUCGUCGUGGCUACGGCGGUUGCAUUGCGCAGACAAGUGAGCGGCGCGCAGAUCGGCAUCGCACUGAACGUGAUGCUCGUGACGAACACCACGCUGCUCAGUCUCGUGGUCAGCUGGACCAGCCUGGAGACCUCCCUAGGCGCGAUCGCGAGGUUGAAAACGCUGGAGGAGUUCACGCCGACCGAGGGCGGGAAGGCGGGGGGGCUGGAUCCUCCGGGCCACUGGCCUUCCAAGGGAGAGCUACAAUUCGACAAUGUCACUGCGUCGUAUCAUGCGCAACCCAACGCGUUCGCGCUCCGGAACCUAAGUCUGAGGAUUCCCGCCGGCCAGAAGCUCGUUAGCACAUUGCUCCUCACCCUCCUGCGCCUCCUGGAACUUCAAUCCGGCACCAUCAAGCUCGACGGUCUCGACAUAAAACAGGUGCGACUCGAUCUCCUCCGUCAGCGCGCCUUUAUCGCCGUCUCACAGGACGCCCUUCUCUUCCCCCAAGAGACACUGCGCUUCAACCUCGACCCCGACUCCGCCGCAUCAGACGAGAUGAUUGCUCUUGCGUUGGGAAAAGCGGGCCUUCAGAAACAUUUUUCCGCUGUCGAGGCGCGCGGCGCAGACGAUUCGUUGGCAACUGUCAUCGACAUCUUGGAAGAUAGCAGUGAACACACCGUGCUGGACAGGAAGGUCUCAUCAUUCUCGGAGCUUUCCGUUGGACAGUGCCAGCUGUUCGCGCUGUGCCGCGCGCUGAUCAAGGCGCGGGUGCUGCGGGGACGUGGUGUCAGACCUGUGGUUGUGCUGGAUGAGGUCACUUCGGCGCUUGAUGCGGAGACGGAGGCGACGAUUCAGGGGAUCAUCGACGAGGAGUUUACCCAGAUGGGGCAUACUGUUAUCGUGGUGGCGCAUAGAGUUGGGGGGUUAGUGGAGCAACUCAUCCCGGGGAGAGAUGCUGUUGCCGUCAUGGCGGAUGGCAGAUUACUGGAUGUUGCGGAGGAUUUUGCAUCGAAUGGUGUCUCGCCGAUUGGACAGGUGGAGUAA